CGGGGACGAGCCUCCCGCAGGUGCCUCCGCGGCAGCCCGUUGUCAUUUGCCCGCCCCGCCGGGCCCCGCCGCGGGGGAGGCGGGAGGCGGCGGCCGUGGAGGGGCCGCGGGCGGCGGGUGCUGAAGGGGAGCGAGUUCAUCUGAAACUGGACAAGAGAAGAGGAAUGGAUAUGGGUAACCAACACCCAUCCAUAAAACGGUUGCAUGAAAUACAGAAAGAAGUCAAAGAGAUUGAACAGCAAGUGGCUGUCUUCAGUGGUCUGUCUACCGACCGAGAUUACAAGAAAUUGGAAAGGAGCCUUACUAAACAGCUCUUUGAAAUAGAUUCUGUAGACACAGAAGGGAAGGGGGAUAUCCAGCAAGCCAGAAAGCGAGCUGCCCAGGAAACAGAGAGGCUGCUGAAGGAACUGGAACAAAAUGCAAACCAUCCGCGCAGACUGGAAAUAGAGUCCAUAUUCAAGGAGGCACAGUCUCUUGUGGAACGCGAGAUCACGCCUUUUUACAAAGGAGGAAACUGUAUUAGUGACGAAUUUGAAGAAGGAAUCCAGGACAUUGUGUUGAGGCUUACCCAGGUGAAAACUGGAGGGAAAGUUUCUUUACGCAAAGCAAGGUAUCGCACUCUGACAAAAGUGUGUGCUGUUCAGGAGAUUAUAGAAAAUGGUAUGAAGCAACAGCUGUCCCUGCCACUCUCUAAUGAUGCACAUCCUUCUGUCGCCAAAAUUAACUCUGUAAUGUGUGAUGUGAACAAAGCAAGAGGAACUCUUAUUGCUCUUCUGAUGGGAGUGAGCAGGAAUGACACCUGCAGGCACCUGUCCUGUGUGCUUACAGGCCUCAUUGCUGAUUUAGAUGCUUUGGAUGUCUGUGGUCGCACAGAAAUCAGAAAUUACAGAAAGGAAGUAGUAGAAGAGAUCAAUAAAUUGCAGAAAUACCUGGACUUGGAAGAGGAAGCAAAUUCUACUCACGCUUAUGAUUUGGCACAAAAUCAGUCCAUUCUAAAAAUAGAAGAGAUCCGCAAGAAGAUGAAGGAAGUUAAUUCUUUACUUUUAAAAACAGAGAAUGCUUCUGAUUUGUAUUUGGGAUCCAAAGCAGAAUUGCAGGGAUUGAUUGCCCACCUAGAUGAGGUGAGUGCUGGAAAAAAUCCCUGUAUUAGAGAGGCCAGGAGAAGAGCAGUAAUUGAAGUUCAAACUCUUAUAACAUAUAUUGAUUUGAAGGAAGCACUGGAGAAAAGGCAAAUGUAUCCAGAGCAAACUGCUGCCGAACAUCAGUCUCAUAAAGCAGUUUGGACUGUUCUUGGAAACUUGUCUCAAAUUCAGCAAGAGGUGAUUUCAUUUGAUGGAAACAGAACAGAUAAAAACUACAUGAGAUUGGAAGAACUUCUUACAAAACAGCUUCUGGCCCUGGAUGCUGUUGAUCCACAAGGUGACGAGCGGUGUAAGGCUGCCAGGAAGCAGGCAGUAAAGCUUGCACAGAAUAUUCUUUACUACCUGGACAUGAAAACAGAUGAAUGGGAAUACUGAAACAGCCACAGCCUGACACAGAAGAACACUUUUUCCUCUGGCACUUUAUGCAGAUCAUUGGCAGCACAUAAUAAAGUGGUGUGUUCUGUGCUUGCUGAAAUCAUGGAGAUUGCAUAAGCAGUUGACUGGGCUAUAUGUCUGCUAUCCCACGCAGUCACCCACUUGCCAUGGCAACUGUCAGUACACCAUCAGCAAUUCUGGUCACUGCUAUAAGCAAAGAAGUGCAAUUCUCUGAAGGAAUAGCUUAAUACUUGAACAAAUGGCUUUUUUUCUUUCUUUCUUUUUUUCUCUCCUGUUUUUGUUUCAAUAGCCUUGUGCAAUGUUCAGUGAAUGCAGAUUUUUCAAAGACACAGAAACUUCCUUAUGGUAUAAUACUGGCAAAAUUAUUUAAAGAGACUGGACAUGAAAAUUAGUAUUCAAGCAUGAGGCUCCAUCCAGCAACUUCACAGCAGUCUGGAUAUACUCUUAAUGUGCUGUUACAACAGAAAGUAUUAAGGGCAAAAAGCCUGCUGGCUUCUGGAUUGUACUUGAUUUAUUCCAUCCAUCACACCGUCUAGAUUUCUCAGUUAAUGGAGCUGUAAUGCCAACUGCAAAUGAGCAUUUACAUAGGCAAAGCCAAUUAUGUCAAUUUUUUAUAAUACCUGAGCCCUUUGAUUUGCAAAAACACGUCUUUUGUUGGUGGAAACUCUUUCAAGUCAUUGCUUUAAGGUACUGAGACUUGGAGAGGAAAAUCUGUGCGUUUAUACCAAACAGAUAAAGGGGAUUUCGAGGAUUUCAAACUGCCAUCCAUAAACCCUUGAAAACUGCACUGAACUUUAUUUAGUGGCUGCUUAGGUGUCUUUUAAAACUCUGCUGUUGCAUCUUGUUUUCACAUUUGGUGAAAACAAACAGAAUUCACUUUGAAGUGAGACGAGCAUUUUGGAAUUAUUUUUGUAAAAUUAGGUGGCUAGCUAUAAAGAUGUCCUAAUGAUGUAAAUGUGUGGUACAUGGUCAGGUGUGGCUUCAAGAAUGUCUUGGAAAAGACUUGUGGCAAAUGUCUCUCCUUGCAACUCAUCACUUAAUUGUUUUAUUAUCUUCAUAAAUAAGCUUGCUUGUACGAUUGUAUGCACCUACCUUUUUGUUUGUGGCUGCUAGUGCCAAUCACAUUUCUAAUAUGGCAUGUUUUUUGGCAUUUUAUGAGAGCAUGGCAUUAAAACGAAUUAAUUAUAAAGAUAUAUUCAAUUAUGGAUAAUUUGCACUCAGCUCUUUCAUGAUGAACUAGGGAAUUACUGUUCUAUAGAUGAUGAUUUGCACCACUUUAAGGAGUAAAAACCAUUUCAGAUGUUAAAUAUUUUUAAGAUCUAUUUUUGACUGAUUAGAGAAGACAGUACUGUCUGUGAGAGACAAGUGCCUUUAUGACACUGCUAACUUGCACCGUCAUAUGUAGAUAUAGGAACUGUUUACUGGCAGCUUGUUACAUUUGUAAUCUUUGCAAACUGGAUUUUUCACAUAUAUAUCUAAUUCUACUAUAGGAUAUGUCAAGUUAACAUGGUAGAAUAGGUGACAGUUGGCCUGUAGAGUCCCAAGAAUGAGUAUCAAAUUUGGGAAAUGUGGAUUCUGCUUAAAAACUAAAGCAUUGAUGUGGAGGUGGGGGACUUUGGGCAGGUCUUCUAUGCCUAUUGCUCCAAGAAGAAUAUGUUCUGUAAUAUACUAUGAGAUGUUGAUUGAAGGCUGCAUACCUUCAGAGUGUGAAUAGAUUUUGUUUGUGAUUGUACAGGUGUUUGCUUUGCAAAUCUGCUUGCCAAAGCUGAUCUAAUUGAGUGCAGUGCCUAAGGCACAAUUUGGCAACGACAGAAUGUUUGUUGGAGGAUUCUCCCUGCUCCUUCAGAAACGCAACCCCAUUGAAUUUAUCUUUCUUUCCCCAAAAAGAAAUUUCCCCUGGUUAAAAUUCCAACCUAUAUUUGAGUACUGUGUGGCUAACACAGAACAUUAAUAGUGUUAUACACCUGAAUUAUUUUACUCAUUUCAAGCUUUCUACACGUUUGAACUGCAACUUCAGAUUUGCACUUACAGUUUUAGGAAAGAUAAGAUUUUGAUAGCAUAAUGAUAUUAUUAAUUUUUCUUUAAUAUUACUGUCAGGUCUGCAGUGAUUACUUGUAGUUUAUUUAAACAAUUUGGUGUCUGUGUUCUCUGGAGGUUACAUGUAGUUUUAUAAAUGUUUGAGCCUCUUAUGUAAAGAUGAAUAAGUAUAGUUAUCAGAUCUGUUCUAUUUUAAAUUUGUCUUUUAGCUUUUCUGAAUGAAUUAUUAUGCCUGCAUCUCUAAGAAGGCAAAUGUGUAAAGUUAGUGUAAUUUUGACUGAGUUCAGUAGCAAGGUAUUAUGUGGAUUAAGCUUUUUUCCAUUGUUCUGUAAUCUAAUAAAUUGACUAUUUAAAUUUUAUGGUAAAAUCCUCAUCUGGAAUGGGAUUAAUUCACAGUUUUUGCAUGAAUGAAAGUAAUAAAAUAAAUAUGCUUAACCAAAAAAAAAAAAAAAAAGGAAAAAGAAAUGCACAGAUUUCUCAAAAAUUUGCUUCUAUGCUGAAGAAUGUAAUUUCUCUGUUUUUUAAUAUCCAAAGAUCGAGAGACACACAACUUUUCUUUCUGAUACAGCAGGCUGAAAUAAUCAGCAAAAUGUAAAUGGACCAAAUGGCAAAAAGCCUGCAUUUUAGUACUAUACUGAAAUAGAACAACUUUUCUGUGUGCUGUGUUAUUUACCUUAGAGGAAAAUAAUUGAUUGGAUAUUUGGAGGAGAGGUAAUCCUGCAUCGUGAUUCCUAUUUGUUAAUUGAAUUUCUUUUUAAACUAAUUUUCUUUAGUUAUUUCAGUGUUUAUUUUUGUUGUUUGCCGCUCAGAGUGGCUUUUGUGUGAUACCAGCUUGGAAGAGAUUUUUGUUAAGUACAGUUCCUACCUUUUCUAUUGAACAGAAAUCGAUGUACGUGCUCCUAAUGGUGUAUAUGUCUUCAGUUAUUGCUGUGUAGGAUAUGGCAUUUGUAUAUACAGAUUCAAGAUUAAAUAUUGCAGUGUUACAUUCUUGAUUAUUAAUACAAAUACGUUACUACUUUUGCUAGGUAUUCAUUUGAAUGUUAUGCCCUGAUGCCUUUCUCUAUUUAUGUUUGAAUGUGAGUUAUCAGAAUGUAAAUGAUUUUUGUCCUAGAGAAAGUGUUUUUAUUAAACAUGCAGACAUAAAGCUCUCUUCUUUCUCCUCUCCUUCUUUAAAAGUCUGCUUUUUCACUGCUGUAAUUAUGAAAAUAAAGUUCUUUGUGUGGAUACCACUCCUACUUGGUAAA
This is a messenger RNA of Pseudopipra pipra, 4819 nucleotides long. It is a transcript of the gene BAG5, whose product is annotated as BAG cochaperone 5. Gene Ontology annotation, cellular component: membrane; nucleus; cytosol. NCBI's taxonomy places the organism in Eukaryota, Metazoa, Chordata, Aves, Passeriformes, Pipridae. The coding region runs from base 165 to 1517 and encodes 450 amino acids. The record is from RefSeq and is a predicted model, not a curated record. The transcript has 2 exons. Gene Ontology annotation, biological process: regulation of inclusion body assembly; negative regulation of protein ubiquitination; protein stabilization. Gene Ontology annotation, molecular function: adenyl-nucleotide exchange factor activity; protein-folding chaperone binding.